This is a messenger RNA of Puccinia graminis f. sp. tritici CRL 75-36-700-3, 513 nucleotides long. RefSeq lists its product as uncharacterized. The transcript is spliced from 8 exons. The coding region runs from base 1 to 513 and encodes 170 amino acids. Lineage: Eukaryota; Fungi; Basidiomycota; Pucciniomycetes; Pucciniales; Pucciniaceae. The record is from RefSeq and is a predicted model, not a curated record.
AUGGUUACAUCACCAUGUGGGCCAAAAUGGGCCAAAAAAGCGCCCCCAAGUCCUACUAAGCUCCCCUGGGCAACCCCUGAGGCCUUCCACAGAUACCUCAAGAAACUCCACAGUUAUCACCCAGCACCCAAAAUCAACCUUUCUGAGCGCUCCCAACUGUCCUGUUUCAACUUUGAAGAUCCUCAAGACCCCUUAGGAUUAUUACUACUAGAAGAUUUUACCUCUUGGCAUCACGAGGGGUGCUGGGGGCAAGCAUCAUUUGCACUCACCCCACUUCUACAGUGCUACACUUCCCACAAAAACACUUGUGUCACACAAACUGCUUUUGAAAACAAUCAUUUAUCACUUCCUGACAAAGGAAAAUCCAUGGAAUGGGGAUUGGGGAUGGAAAAUUUUGUGAAGCAAACCAACAGCAGUCCAAAAUUCUGCUCUUCUUCAGUUUAUCCUCCAAAAGGUCCCCAGCAUUUGGAGAGGCUUUAUGUUCUUGUUCACAAUAAUGUUUGGUCCCAGUAA